CACCGGACAGACGAGGCGCUGCUCCCAGUGGAGGUAUUACGUCUCGAUGUGUCAGAGGGAGUCAGGGCGAGUCUUGACUGCAGUCAUCGUCGAUGCAACCGGGAUGCGCAUCAGUAUGAAAAGAAACCAGCGCCUUCCUCUGAACGGUUUAUCCCUGGCCAGCUUGUGACCAACUCAGACCAGCGCACAAGAGGAUAAAACGUGGCAGACGAGUUUUGAUUUUCGGCCACUUGACGUCAUCCUCUUUACUCCCAGCAUCCAACCUCAGCCCCGACGUGAUCCCACCAUGUCCGGGAAGGAGCGCAGCCCCCGCCACCGGCCGUGGUCCGUCUACCGGGCCAACACGUUUGAUCUCUCGGCUGAGAUGAUGGGGUUGGCUCUCUCGGGCAACAGUCAGGAUCCGGAUGAGCCGGUGCUGGAGUUUAGCGUGGCCUGCAGCGAGCUGGUCACCCCUACACUGGACCGUAAGCCAACCAGCUUUGUGGCCGUCAGCUGCACGACUCCACCCCAGGCCUUCUGGACCAAACACGCUCAGACUGAAAUCAUAGAGGGCACCAGUAACCCUAUCUUCCUGAGCAGUAUAGCGUUCUUUCAGGAUUCUCUUAUCACACAACAGACUCAGGUCAAGCUUUCUGUCUACGAUGUAAAGGACCGCGCUCAGGGCACGAUGUACAUGCUCGGCUCGUCCAUGUUUUCCGUGAAGGAGCUGCUGCAGGACAAACACCACAGACUGCACCUGACGCUCAGGUCGGCGGAGAGCGAGCGCGUGGGAAACAUCACAGUGAUCGCCUGGCAAAUAGAGGAGAAGCGCGAGCAGAGAGCUCCCGUUCCAAGAUUACAGAGAGGAGACACCGUUAAUGGGAGGAUGGUCCUCCCUGUUGACGAAAGCCUAACAGAAUCAAUGGGCAUCAAAUCCAAGUCUUCAUCUUUGUGUAAAGACCCACUGCUGAAGGCUGUGUUCGGAGGCGUCAUGUCGCGGACGUACCGUUUCCCCACCACUGAUGGCAACCACCUGCGGAUCCUGGAGCAGAUGGCAGAGAGCGUGCUCUCGCUGCAUAUCCCUCGACAGUUUGUCAAACUCCUGCUGGAAGAGGAUGCUGUCAGGGUGUGUGAGCUGGAAGAACUGGGUGAGCUGUCUCCGUGUUGGGAGAACCUCCGCAGACAGAUCAUCACUCAGUACCAGACCAUCAUCCUCACCUACCAGGAGACCAUCAGUGACCUGCACGAGUAUAAAGGUCCUUCGUUUAAGUCCAGUAUGUUGAAAGCUGAGAGGAAGCUGGAGUUUAUUCCCACUAACCUGCAUGUACAGAGGAUGAGAGUACAGGGAGAGUCUGGUUAUGACCGGACGUACGACGUUGUGACUAUCGGCGCUCCUGCUGCACAUCACCAAGGCUUUAAAGGCUGCGGCCUCCGGAAACUGCUGCACAAGCUGGAGGAAGCCAGGAAACACACUUACGAAGAGGAAAGCUCUGCCGGCUCUGGCCCUAAAGGAAUGGCAUACCAGCCUCAGGAUGUCGUGAAAGCAAAGGAGCUGAUCGGCCAAAUUAACACCCUGAAGACGCAAGUGUGUUACUACACUGAACGUCUGUCCCGAACCGCCAAGGAGCGUUCAGCCAACGCUCUGGAGCGGACUCUGGCCAUCCUGACAGAGAAGACUCGUCAGCUGGUGGCCGUCUGUGACUCCAAGCUGCUGUGCUCGGCCAUCCUCGCCCUGGCGGCCGCCCGCCCGGAGUUCUCCCAGCGAAGCACCCCGUCCCCGUCCUCCUCCUCACUCUCGCCCUCCUCUCGCUCCCCGUCCCGCUCGCCCUCCCGCCACACCGCCUCCCCGUCUCGCGCGGCCAUCUCACCCUCGCGCCACCACGCGGCUCCUCCGGAGAGUGGCGACGGCACCAAAAACAAGCGCGCCUCUUUCCAGGCGGAUUUGCACGAGGAGGAGUGGGAGAAGGUCUGGCUAAAUGUCGAUAAAAGUCUGGAGUGUGUGAUCCAGAGAGUGGACAGGCUGCUGCAGAGAGACAGACUCCAGAGUGACAGCAGCUCUGAGGACGUCUUCCUGCUCGCCACAGAGGACCCAAGUAACACCAAGAAAGGUUCCCAUAGCAACCAAGAUGUUUUCUGGAUACACCCCGAGCACAAAAAGAAGGAUCUGUCGUCGUUGUCGUCGACGCGUCGUUCUGUGUCAUCGUCUCUGUUCUCACACCCCCCUCGAAAUCAUCAACCACUAUCAUCGUCGUUCUCUCAUCGUCCUGUUGAUCGCAUCUACAGCAGUCCUGACAUGGAAAAGACGUCCCCAGGCGAGUGGAGCGACGCCCUGUACCCUCUCCUCACCACGCUGACGGACUGUGUGUCUCUGAUGAGCGACAAAGCCAAGAAAGCCAUGGUGUUCCUGCUGAUGCAGGACAGCGCUCCCACCAUCGCCAUGAGCCUCACCCUGCAGUACCGCCGCGACGUCGUCUUCUGCCAGACGCUGACGGCUCUGAUCUGCGGCUUCGUUCUCAAGCUGAGGAACUCUCUGUGUGACUCCGGCUUCCUCAGGCAGCUGCACACCAUCGGCCUGCUGGUGCAGUACGAAGGCCUGCUCAGCACCUACGGGGAGGAGUUGGCCAUGUUGGAGGACAUGAGCGUCGGAGUGAUGGACCUGAGAAACGUCACCUUCAAAGUCACCCAGGCGACCUCGGGCUUCAGCCCAGACAUGCUGCCGGUGAUCACGGGAAACAGGAACGGCUUUAACGUCAGGGUCCCGAUGCCCGGCGCCAUGUUUGACACGCUGCCGCGGGAGAUCCAGAACGGGAUGCUGCUACGGGUGCAGCCCGUCCUCUUCAACGUGGGGAUCAACGAACAGCAGACGCUGGCUGAGAAGUUCGGAGACACGUCACUGCAAGAAGUCAUCAACAUAGAGAGCAUGACUCGCCUCAGCUCGUACUACGACCAGUUUAAAGAAGUCCUUCCAGAAGACUGCCUCCCUCGCUCCCGCAGCACCACCAGCCUGCCCGACCUCUUAAAACUGCUGAACCAGAACGUGAACGCCAAGAAAAGCAAAAACGUGGAGAUCCUGUGGCAAGCGGCCGAGGUGUGCCGCCGCCUGAACGGAGUGCGCUUCACCAGCUGCAAGAGCGCCAAGGACCGCACGGCCAUGUCUCUGACCCUGGAGCAGUGUCAGAUCCUGCAGCAGGAGCACGCCCUGGCCCCGCAGGUCUUCUACCAGGCCUUGGACUGUAUGCGCAGCGAGGGCUGCAGGAGAGAGAACACCAUGAAGAAUGUAGGAUGUCGUAAAUACGCCUUUAACUCUCUCCAGCUCAAGGCCUUCCCCAAACAGUAUCGGCCUCCAGAAGGGACGUACGGGAAAGUGGAGACCUAAGGGGACUCUGUCUGCAGGAAACCAAAAAAAAAAGAAAAGAAAAAAAGACUGAAGUGGAUAAUGAUGAUGCCACCACUCGGAGAAAAAUACAAACUGGAGCAACAGCCCUUUUGUUUUGUGCUUAGUCACCGUCAAAACGAUUAAUAAUGUCCAAGUGCCAGUGCUGCUGUAGAUCAUUUUAUUGCCCUCUCCACUCAAUAGCGCUAGAACCACACACUCUCACAGCCACUCCACAGCCAGCAGCAGUAAAAGACACGGCUCCCCGCGUCACAUCGUAGCCAGUGUGCAGACGGCUGGUCGACUGCUGCGUCAGCUGUAGCAUCAGGAAGCGUCUAGCCGCUCUGGAUCUAAGUCGUUUAAACUCGUGUCCCUAGAAAUAAGACGUACGGAUGGCUCAGCCUUUAGAAAGAUGUCCUAGCGAUCUCUUAUUUGAUGUUCUCACUUUGUCAGUUAAAGGAUAGGUUUUUUUGUUCUUAUUGGUAACAUAUCAGAUGCAGAAGCAAACAAUUGAUGUUUCCCACCAAGUCUUGUGUGUGUAUCCAAAGCCUUAUAUAUGUAUAUAUAUAUAACUUAUUCAUAUGUGCCACUAAAAGUACACCAAUGACCUACACUGUAUUCGUUGUGUUACGACAAACACAGCCACAUAAAAUACAGAUUGUAGAAUAUGAAUCCUUGAUAUUCCCCAACAUCCACAUUAUUUUUGCCUGUUUCAAUCACAUUUGUUCUAAACUAUUGGAGUUUUAAGAUUGACAUGCUCAUUGUAAUUCAGUGAGCAUCUGAAAUGUCGCAAAAGUCAGAAAUUGAACAACACAUAGACACAAUAUUAAAAAAAACACCAGCUUCAUUCACAAGACAACACAAAACAAAACGUACAAUUUUCUAUUUCCAUUUAGAUGCCACACAAACUGUUCUCUGGAAGCGGCAAAAAGCGUGACUGUUUAAAUGUAUAGUAUCAUGCUUACAUAUGACAUCGCCUUUUUUACUUUCAAUCCACAUGAAAGGAUCAGCUUUAUCAAAAUAAAUGUCUUUACCUGUUAGAGAUAUUUCUCUGGACCUAAACCGCACUGUUGAAAGCCCGUCUUUGGUUUGUUUUAUUUAUUAGGCCGAUGUCAGUGGCCACAGUUGAAUCCGGGGAUGAGGGUCGUGGGCCAAAAUGUUAAUUUUGCAGUACGUUAAGUUAAAUAUGGGUAUAUACAGCAUGCAUGUGUAAAAUAAACACUAUCACAAAAUAA
Molecule: messenger RNA, 4587 nt
Organism: Mugil cephalus (flathead mullet)
Lineage: Eukaryota; Metazoa; Chordata; Actinopteri; Mugiliformes; Mugilidae
Gene: inpp4aa
Product: inositol polyphosphate-4-phosphatase type I Aa
Exons: 25
Coding region: 287-3355 (1022 amino acids)
Cellular component (GO): cytoplasm
Molecular function (GO): phosphatidylinositol-3,4-bisphosphate 4-phosphatase activity
Source: RefSeq, a predicted model, not a curated record